CAACGAAGCUCCAGGUAUGGUGUUGAUGAUGAUGAUGUUCCUCUGGCUUUUCUGGAUCUCCACUUUUCCUGCCGUGGCGUCCGCUGGCCGAUCACAAGAAGGGCGGAACCUCUUUGCCCAGCGAGGAUGCUGCAAGCGCCAAACAAAGCACGUCUACAUCGGACAGGAUGUCUCUGGUAGUCCGGCGAGCAUUGAUGUUGGCACGUGCCGGACCCAUUGUGGGGGUUCCCAGAGGAUGACAUCCUACAUUGCGGGAGUCCUUGGCCUCUCCAGACCAUCCUCUAUGCUGGAAUUCCUUAAAACUAAGAAGUUUCAGGAUCGGUUCUUGGAAACGCCGCCGUCUAACAAGGCUGAACGUUCUUGCCCGCUGGACUACCACUGUGAGCCCAGCAGCAUCCGGUUGGAGAACGUGCUUCUUCUCUCUGGCCUCCGGCAAGUGGAGGUGAUAGAGGGCUGCCACUGCAGUCCAAGCCCAGCUGAGUGUCUCCGGUUGCCGUCCCUUAAAACCUUCUUCCCAGACUCCCCGCUGGAGAAGACCAUAGAUGUCGGCAAGUGCUCCAUUCCACCGCAUUCUGAAGACGGGCUGGUCUGCGUGCCCACACAUUUUGACAUGGUUCUGCUGAAGAGUCCCAACGGGAAUGACGUGGUCCAAACACUGGAGAGCUGUGAGCUGAGAGAGUCUUGCUACCGGGUCUCCCAUCGGGAAUAUUACUUUGAAGUCCUGCUCAACUCCGCCGGGGAAAGGCAGGAGCACCUGAAGGAAAUCGAUGUUGGCCGGUGCUUGGGGGGAUGCGUCUCAGGGAAACGUUGCCUGCUGAGGGAUUCCCACGCUCCGGACAAGUGCCUAUUUUUGACAGAGGGCGUCUUCACCCGUUGCAUCCCACGGCAGUAUGAGACUCAUACUUUCCGAAGCCGGAGUGGCCAGCUGCGCACUGUCUUCUCAAUCCAGGCCUGCAAGUGCGAUGUCUGAAGAGGCAUUUUUGUCUUCCCAGAAACUGGAAUCUUGCAACUGAAACGGGGGUACAGACUGCAAGCCGAGGGAGGGAGCAACGUGUACGAUAUGUAAAUGAGAGACCAUGGCGAUUGUGUAAAUAAAAAUAUAUUUUGAAAGAAA
Heteronotia binoei (common prickly gecko) is the source of this 1114-nucleotide messenger RNA. RefSeq lists its product as uncharacterized. The transcript is spliced from 7 exons. Bases 17 to 970 code for a protein of 317 amino acids. Lineage: Eukaryota; Metazoa; Chordata; Lepidosauria; Squamata; Gekkonidae. The record is from RefSeq and is a predicted model, not a curated record.